AUGGGGAGUGUGGAGGAUCCUAUCUUUGAAGAUGAUACAGAUAUAAGUGACACAGAAAUGGAUGAGGAUGAAGAAGAAUAUUAUGAAGAUCUGAAGAAUGGAAAACACAAUGUGAGAAGCUCAGAUGGGACAUAUAUUUGCCCCUUCUGCCCAAAGAAGAAAAAGAGGGAUUUUGUUCUGAAGGACCUGCUCCAACAUGCCUCUGGGGUGGGAAAGAGUAAUUCAGAAAAGAGAAGCGCAGAAGAAAAGGCCAAACACUCAGCUUUAGCGAAAUAUUUGGAAAAAGAUCUAGCAACCGAAGGUGGUCCAUCUAAACCUGUGGGUGAGGAAGACCCCCCAGUUGAUUGUGACCAUGAUGAAAAGUUAGUGUGGCCUUGGACAGGGGUAGUGGUUAAUAUUCCAACCAGACGGGCAGAUGAUGGGCGAUAUGUAGGAGAAAGUGGAUCCAAACUGAGAGAUGAUUUAAUAAGGAGAGGGUUCAAUCCCACAAGGGUUCACCCUCUAUGGAAUUUUCGGGGUCACUCAGGAAGUGCUGUUGUGGAAUUUAGGAAAGAUUGGCCUGGCUAUGUUAAUGCCAUGUCAUUUGAGAGGGCUUAUGAGGCAGAUCGACAUGGGAAAAAGGACUGGGGUGCUAAUGGUGACCAAAAAUCUGGUCUUUAUGCUUGGGUUGCUCGUGCAGAGGACUAUAAAGCUACCAAUAUUGUUGGAGAACACCUCCGUAAGAUUGGAGACCUAAAAACAAUUUCUGAAAUUAUGGAGGAAGAAGCCAGGAAGCAGGAUAAGCUUGUAUUUAAUCUUAACAAUAUCAUUCAGGGCAAGAACAAAGACAUGGAAGAGAUGGAGCUAAAAUGUAGUGAAACUACAAACUCCAUUGAGAGCGUAAUCACAGAGAAAGAAAAGCUCGUUCAAGGUUAUAAUGAAGAUAUAAAAAAGAUACAAAUGAGUGCGCGGGAUCACUUUCAGAGGAUUUUUAGCGACCACGAAAAACUUAAGUUACAAUUGGAAACUCAGAAGAUAGGGCUAGAGACACGCAUAGAAGAAAUGGAGAAGCGUGCGGUGGCUAACGAAAGUGAAAGUAGGAAGCUCGCCGAUGAAAUUGAAAAGAAUUCGGCAAAAAAUAGUUCUCUGCAAUUGGCUUCUAUGGAGCAACUGAAGGCUAAUGAAAAUUUAUUGAAACUGGCUGAAGAUCAGAAGAGGCAAAAGGAGGAGCUCCACAGUAAAAUAAUUAAACUGGAAAAGCAACUGGAUACAAAGCAAACUCUUGAAUUGGAAAUUGAGCAACUUAGAGGGAACUUAAAUGUUGUAAGGCGCAUGGGGGAUGAUGGGGAUGUUGAAGUGCUGGAAAAGGUGGACACAAUGCUCAAAGACUUGAGAGAAAAGGAAGAAACAUUUGAAGACUUAGAAGCUUUAAAUCAAACUCUAAUUGUAAAGGAGCGUAAGAGCAAUGAUGAGCUGCAGGAAGCUCGUAAGGAAUUGGUUAAUGGCUUGAAGGAAAUAUCAAAUCGUGCUCAUAUUGGUGUUAAGAGAAUGGGUGAGCUUGACAGUAAACCCUUCCAAGAAGCAAUGAAGAGAAAGUAUAAUGAGGAAGAAGCAGAAGAGAAAGCCACAGAGCUGUGCUCAUUGUGGGAAGAAUACCUGAAGGACCCCGACUGGCAUCCUUUCAGAGUUACUACAGUCGAUGGGCAACAUAAGGAAUUCAUAAAUGAACAAGAUGAAAAAUUGAAAGAUUUGAAGAAACAACUGGGGGAUGAGGUGUAUAAUGCUGUAACAUCAGCUUUAAAGGAGAUAAAUGAAUACAACCCUAGUGGGAGGUAUAUAACUUCUGAACUGUGGAACUAUGCUGAGGGACGAAGGGCUUCACUGCAAGAAGGAGUUGACUUUAUUCUGAAGCAAUGGAAAAUAAAGAAACAGCGGAUGGAAGAUUGA
Messenger RNA from Prunus armeniaca (apricot), 1926 nucleotides. The record is from the annotation of a GenBank genome assembly. Lineage: Eukaryota; Viridiplantae; Streptophyta; Magnoliopsida; Rosales; Rosaceae.